This is a messenger RNA of Chlorocebus sabaeus (green monkey), 1153 nucleotides long. The record is from RefSeq and is a predicted model, not a curated record. Lineage: Eukaryota; Metazoa; Chordata; Mammalia; Primates; Cercopithecidae.
CUCAUGCGCGGACGGCUGGCCACAGGCGGCCGGGGGGAGGUAAUCGGCAGCUGAGCUGGCGUUUUUGUGUCCGCAAGCUUCGGCCCGGCUGCGGCCGCCCAUAAGCUACCGGGAGGAGCUUUACGACUUCCCCGCCUGCAGGGCCGGGCGUAGCAAGGGCCAGACGCGUCACGAGCAGGCGCUGCGCCCCAACCGGCCGGCUCCUGGCGGGCCAGUUGCAGAGAAGCUCCUCAAUGGCCAGCGGCAGCUGCAGACCCGGCCGUGCACUCGCCUCACCUGAUCCCGGGUACGUGCAUCCCACAACACCUCCCCCAGCCAGGGCCCGAGGACCCCCGGGAGCGUCCCCAGCCACCUGGCGCGGCUCAUCCUGGGCAAGGAUGGUGAUUGCUCACGCCAAAGCCUUGGACCCCUCCCGGCCUGUGACCUUUGUGACCAACUCCAACUAUGCAGCAGAGAAGUGGGCUCCGUAUGUGGAUGUGAUCUGUGUGAACAGCUGCUACUCUUGGUAUCAUGACUACAGGCACCUGGAGUUGAUUCAGCUGCAGCUGGCCACCCAGUUUGAGAACUGGUGUAAGAUGUUUCAGAAACCCAUUAUUCAGAGCAAGUACAGAGCGGAAAUGAUUGCAGGGUUUCAUUAGGGUGCAAGUCGUAUAUCCUCAUGCAGAUACGUGGGAAGUUCCGUGAAUACAUCUGCAAAUAUCUUAUGCUGAGAUGCUCUUCUCCCCGCCGGGCGCCUGACUGUAGUGAAGGAAAGCUUGAAAGUGAACACCAACCAGGCUUAUGCUGACCUCCUCUCCUACCCAUGGUUUCAUGCCCCUGUGUCUGUCCCACUGCCAAAGUAACCGGAAAUUACUAGAGGAGGUGAGCGCUGAAGUCAGUGUCCUCAGACCCAAGGAUAUUGUCCUCUAGAGCCAAGUUCACCCCUUUACUUGGCAGGGCCUCCAAGAGAUGAGCUGCUGUCCACCCCAUCAGCCCUCACCACCAGACCACCAGGAAGGACAGACGCUCAGGUGCCAGAGCUGCUGCCACCGUCCCCCAAGACACCACGAACAGUCCCUUCACUGCUUCCAGUUGUGUCCGCCUCUGCACGCUGCCCCCAAACUCCUUGCAGAUUUGAAAACUGAGGAAUAAAAAUGAGCAACACUUGCCCUGA